AUGGAUGGCUCUGACAGAUCACCCGGCAAUAGCAAUGGCAUCUCGCCCUCCCAGCAGCAGCCACAGCAGAAGUCCGAUCUCAUCUAUGCUGACAGGAUGCGUGAGCGCCUGGCCGAGAUCAACAAACGCAUAACAGACCUCAAAGAACGCAGCAGACCCUACGUUACCAGACUUGAACCGCGCAUAAACACUGCCCUGGGAACCUAUCACAGCUCCUCCAUAUGGACUCUGAUUGGCACUGGCAAUGCUCAGCUUCAGAAACAAGGCGUCUUCCUCGGUGCGAUGCUCUCCGCAAUCAACGAGCGGGAGCUGGAGCAACCGCAGGCCGAUGCGCUGGUGGAACAGAUGAAGGGCAACGCGCGAGCCUCGGCAGCGAUUGGAUUCGGCUCGCUUGCCGUGGCUGGCGUCCUAACGGCGAGGAGAUACAAGAUCGUCCCUCCCUGGGCCUUGCGGAGCAAGCUGACGCACACCGUGUGGCCUGCGAUGCUGUUUCUGGGCUAUUUGGUGCCGGUUUCCCUCUUCCUCUCGCCGCUCUUCAGGGUCUACGCCAACAAGUACUAUUCUCGCCAGUUUUUGGAGGAUGAGCGUCUGAAAGGGUGGAACUUGGAUGUGAAGAAAGCGACGCGAGGUUUCAAUGACCAACACCACGCGCAACUUGCACACGCAGUCUGGCCGACUUCGACUGAGCAGCAGCAGUCGAUUGGCGGGCAGGCAGCCCCAGGAUGGGAGAGUGCAGGCGCUUAUGACAACACAUCAUCGUCACCCCAAUCGCAAUCACAACAGAGCUCCUGGGACGGCCAACCGAGCGCCUUUGACGACGCUUCCCCAGUGGCACCUUCUGCCGUCCAGCAGCAGACGGGCUCAUCAUGGGCUCGCCUCCGUGGGCAAGCAGCUCAAGGACAGCAGGCGAGAUCUCCUCAGCCCCCGCGGGCUGCACAGGGCGGUUGGGGCGAGCCCGAAGAUACAAGCGAUCAGUUUCUGGGUUCCUCUACGGGGACAAGAGACAGGGGUGCAUCCUCGUCUACCGAUUUCAGUGAGGCUUCGGAGAAGGAGAAGGCACAGAGAGAAUUUGAUCGCCUGCUGGAGCAAGAAAGGAGAGGAAAGGACCAGUCUGGAGCAUGGGGUGGGAGAUGA
Messenger RNA from Emericellopsis cladophorae, 1134 nucleotides. RefSeq lists its product as uncharacterized. The record is from RefSeq and is a predicted model, not a curated record. NCBI's taxonomy places the organism in Eukaryota, Fungi, Ascomycota, Sordariomycetes, Hypocreales, Bionectriaceae. The coding region runs from base 1 to 1134 and encodes 377 amino acids. The transcript has a single exon.